This is a messenger RNA of Theobroma cacao (cacao), 1448 nucleotides long. RefSeq lists its product as uncharacterized. NCBI's taxonomy places the organism in Eukaryota, Viridiplantae, Streptophyta, Magnoliopsida, Malvales, Malvaceae. Gene Ontology annotation, molecular function: phosphatidylinositol transfer activity. The record is from RefSeq and is a predicted model, not a curated record.
AGAAGCAAGAAUCGGAGUUGCAUCGGGCCCCGCUUGUGCGCUCGCAUAGACUAUAGCCAACACUGUGGCCUCGCCUACCCAGUCUACUCUCCUGCUUUCCCACCACAAUAAAGGAGACUCCUCGCCCCCCCUCCCCCCUCUCUCUCUCUCUCUCGGUCUUGCUCUCGCUUGAAUUAAAUGACACUUUGUUAGGCUCAAAAAUUUUCCUCGUUUCCUCGGCACGAAAUCUGGUCCGUUUCUUUUUUAUUCGCCCUGAAAGCUUUCGAUAUUCAGCUGUUUUUGCUUAACCGGUGAAAAAUGUUUCUUCGGAGAAGGCAUACACAGACGGAUGAUUCCGAGCAACGGGAUGCAAAGGUCAGUGAACUCAAGACUGCUAUAGGGGCCCAGUCUGGACGCAGUUCAAAGUACUGCACCGAUGCAUGCCUGAGGAGAUAUUUGGAAGCUCGGAAUUGGAAUGUUGACAAGUCAAAGAAAAUGUUGGAAGAGACAUUAAAGUGGCGAUCAGCUUAUAAGCCAGAAGAAAUCCGCUGGCAUGAAGUGGCACAUGAAGGAGAGACUGGAAAAGUUUCCAGGGCAAAUUUUCAUGACCGUCAUGGAAGGACUGUGCUUAUAAUGAGGCCUGGGAUGCAGAACACAACAUCAGCAGAAAACAACAUCCGCCAUCUGGUCUAUCUCUUAGAAAAUGCUAUCAUGAACCUCUCUGAGGGCCAGGAACAAAUGUCCUGGUUGAUAGAUUUCACUGGAUUUUCAUUAAACACCAAUAUUUCUGUCAGAACAGCUCGUGAUAUCAUUUACAUUCUACAAAGCCACUAUCCAGAGAGGCUGGCCAUUGCUUUCUUGUAUAAUCCACCAAGGAUUUUUGAAGCAUUCUAUAAGGCUGUCAAGUACUUUCUGGAUCCAAAAACAGCUCAAAAGGUGAAGUUUGUUUACCCUAAAAACAAAGAUAGUGUGGAGCUCAUGAAAUCAUACUUUGAUGUUGAAAACCUUCCCAGUGAAUUUGGGGGAAAAGCCUCUCUGAAGUACGAUCAUGAGGAGUUCUCACGGUUGAUGGCUCAGGAUGAUGUGAAAACUGCAAAGUUCUGGGGAAUUGAUGAGAAGCCCUACCACAUUGGCAAUGGGUAUUCAGUGGCUGAAGUGGCACCAGAGCCAACACCCAUUGCACAGGCAGCAAGCUGAGAGAGCCUGCCCAUCAUCCAGAAUGGUCUGGCAGAAUCAAGUGAUGUAAAAUACAGCCACCGGAUUGAAUCCAACAGAUUAGCUUAAAAUUUAAAUCAACCUAAAUGGGAACUGCAUAUCAAACAUCCAGUUCUUGCCUUUUGUAAUAAACGUCAUUUCUUGUUCUCACUGCUAACCAUUAUAAAUGCUACUUAAGUUUUCUUUCUUGCCCCCUCUCCCCAACAAAAGAUUGAAGAUGCUGCUAGUUUAUUAGUUGGCAUGAGUAAAUAUGA